Zea mays is the source of this 1481-nucleotide messenger RNA. RefSeq lists its product as uncharacterized. The transcript has 2 exons. NCBI's taxonomy places the organism in Eukaryota, Viridiplantae, Streptophyta, Magnoliopsida, Poales, Poaceae. Bases 64 to 1314 code for a protein of 416 amino acids. The record is from RefSeq and is marked predicted.
GUCUCCCCUCCAUUUCCUCACGCGCCACCGGCAGCGCCAAGAGCCAGUCGUCGAGCUCUGCUCAUGCUCAUGCCGAGCGACCAUCCGGAGCCGCCGGCCCUGGCGCCGUUGGAUCUCGAAGCCCACCCGGCGCCGCCCCCGGCCAAGGGUGGCGGGGGCAAGAUGCAAAGGCUGCUCAGGUCGGCCUUCAAGCGCGGGGAGGAGACGGACCAGCUGAGCCGGUCGGCUUCCGAGUCGUCGUCUUCGGCGGGGAGCAUCGGCCGCACGCCGUCUGGAAGGCGGGCCGGCCGGCGCGGCGGCGACGUCGACGGCGACCGCUCCAGUCGCGAGAGUUUCGAGGCCCAAGGUUCUAAGAACGGCAAGCUGCUCUCUGCGCUGCGCGACGCCAAGAUCGGCCACGCGUACGAGCCGUUCCCGUGGGAGAAGAAGAUGAGGGAGCUGCUGCCGGUGCCGGAGGCGAGCAGCUUCCUCUCGCUGCUGCUGCUGCCCAAGGCGACGGACGGGUCCAACACGCGGUACAACGCGCUGGAGGACACCCUGGCGCGCGCGGACGCGUGGCUGCUGUCGUCGCAGGCCUCGGGCGUGCCCGUGGUGUUCAUGAACGUGCAGACGGAGGCGCUGCUGACCAAGAUCUCCGGCGAGACGGCGGUGUCGACCGUGAACAUGGCGUCGCUGUCGGACCUGGCCGGCAUGGCGAACGCGAGCCUGUACGGCUUCGAGGACUACCACGGCGUGGACAUCGGCGUGGUGCGGGCCGUGCGGCUGUGGUACACGGCGGCGGCGGGCGAGGCGGCGCUGGAGCUGCGGCUGUGCCCGGGAGACACGCGGCUGGGGUUCGCCAUCAGCCGCACCGAGGAAGGGUUCAUCUACGUCUCGUCGGUGGCGGAGGAGGGCACGCCGGGCGUGGCGUCGGCGCGGUCGGGCCUGCUGGAGCUGCACCGCGCGGCGCGCGGGGCGUCCAAGCUGCUGGUCGUGUCCCGCGUCGGCGGCGAGAAGGUGCUGCCCUGGAUGGUGUCCACCGCCGGGAACGUCAAGUGCUUCGACACCGUGUCGCUGAGCCAGAAGCUGUCGCUGCACCGCCACGCGCUCCGCCCCAUCACGCUGCAUUUCCUCAUGUGGGACCGCGACCUGGCCGCGGCGCUGGCUAAGGAUGCCGACGUCGAGAAGCCGCCACCUGUGGUCCUGCUUCCAUCCGUGGCGGCGGCGGACGAGCUCGACGGCGACAGCAGCGGCGGGCCGGGGCUCGAUGGCAAGGACUCGAGGGACUCGUCGUUCAGGUUCCAGAACAUCGACCUCCCGGACAGCUGGUUGUGACUUGUGAAUUGUGUAACCAACCAUUUCCUUACCUUUUUCCCCCUUCUUUUUUUAUGAUAAGAAGUUGAAGCCUGUUCUUCUUUCUAUGCUAAAAAGUUGAGAACGGUUAAUUAUGUAAGCAUGAUGGCAGUAAUUAAAGGGGUAUCAUACCAAGGUGUGUUGUUAGC